AUCGAGCGCAAACAACGACAACAAACAAUCACAAUCGCACACGCACCGCAUAUCAGUCGACUUGUGUCAGCUCCGCUACUCGAACGUCAAAGCAAAGCAGCCAGCGUGGAUGUUUGUUGUGUUGUGGACGUCGUACCGAGCGGAACGUCUUGUACCACAGCUUUCUGGGCACAGCUCGCUGUGUUUCGGUGGGGAGUUCCUUCAGGUCGUGUGAUCGGUUGUUUGUUCCGUGGGUGAAAUAACAAAAAAAAAACCUUCCGUGCUUUAGGUGUUUACGACGUGUUACUGAAAACAAAACAACAAAAUACUCAUGGCACACUACGGUGUGACACUGGCUGUCAAAUGUAUGUUUACGAUCGUGUAGAACGCGGCUGUGUAAUGUUAGAAUGUGUGGUGGAAGAAGAAUGCAAGUGAUCAUUACUGUUUUAGCGACGGAAUAAAUUCGCAUUAGAAUAUCACUGUGUGGGAGAGUCACGAAAAAAGACAAAAGUGUAUGUGUGAAGUGGAGUGAAGUAAAGUGGCCCAAAUUUAUUGUCGAAACGCUCUUGAAACAAUGAGGCGUCCUGUGCUUCGAAUGUGCUUGGUAUUGGUAUAGAGCUUGGCAAAAGCUCUUCGAAAGAGUGUUGUGGCGUGUGCCUCUCGGAAAGGAUUAGAAUUGUGUGUACUUUUCAACGAAAUUGGCAGAAACAACACAACAAAACCGCGUAUCGAACUGAGUGCCCCGAGCGAACGAUCAAAAUGGUGUCCUACUAUAAUCACUUUGCGAUGUAUCCGAAGAAUCACAGCGGCAAUCUGCCGUACUCUGCGACAUCCGGCUGGUAUCCAGGCAACUACCAGCAUCAGCCACCGCAUCCGCAGUUCAUUGGCGAUGGUGAAUCGUCACCGCAACCCGCCAUGUACUAUCCCCAUCCGCACGUCUUCCAUCCGCAAUCCAGUCCCGAUUGGAGCAGUCACGAAAACUUCUCCACACCGCCACAAUCGGGCUUGGGGCUCGGGCACGGUCCCAGCCCAGGCGUUGGUGGAUCGAGUGGUGCUGGUUCCGGCGGUGGAUCCGGUGUUGGGCUACAUCUCGGUCAGAACUCGAGCCUACAUCAUCAUCACCACCAUCACCAUCACGGUAACAAUAAUGGAGGGAGUGCGAGUGGAAGUAAUGGGCAUGAUCAUCUUACCGAUGGACUGCACAGUAUACCGUCACCGCCGAUCACGGUGUCGGGCAGCGAUAUGUCUAGCCCGGGAGCACCGACGGGAUCUUCGUCGCCGCAGAUUACACCCCGCCCGACACCGGUCAAAAGUCCGUACGAGUGGAUGAAGAAGCAGUCCUACCAGAGUCAACCGAAUCCAGGAGGCCUUAUCAACAUCUGCUCGGCACCAUCCCUGCAAGACUUCGCGCUGGUGGAAUCUGGUGGAAAAUGGAAGACACGAACGAAAGACAAGUACCGGGUGGUGUACACGGACCAGCAGCGGCUCGAGCUCGAGAAAGAGUUCCACUACACCCGCUACAUCACGAUCCGCCGGAAGUCGGAGCUGGCCCAAAAUCUGCAGCUAUCCGAACGGCAGGUGAAGAUCUGGUUCCAGAACCGUCGCGCCAAGGACCGCAAGCAGAAGAAGAAGGCCGAAACCGGCACCGGAGGCGUUGGCGGUCUCGGCGGUCAAUCGCUGGUGGUGGCCCACUCCCAAGCGCACAACGUGCACGGUGCACAGUCCGUGUCGAGCCUGCUGGUGGACACCAAGCCCAAGCUAGAGCCGUCGCUGCACCUAUCGCACCUGCAUCAGAUGAGUGCGAUGAGCAUGGGCAUGGGUUCGAUGGGUCUGCACCACCACCAUCCCAGCCACCAUCCGGCCCUACACCCGCAUCUCGGUGUUUCGACCUCGCAGCAUCAGCUGAACCAGGCGGCGGCAGCGGCGGCGGCCGCAUCUCAGGUGCCUCCGACAUCGCUCAGCAUAAUGUGAUGUGGCUGAGCGACGCGACCCGCGCAUGUACCGGUUUUAUUUAUUGGUCUGUUUACUUCAACACGGACACCGUAGCAAUGUUCCCGCGGCGAUCAAUCCGUGCAGCAGCUUUACGAUCGCACUUACGAUGGCAACGGUUACAGGUGACCUUCGGUACUGUAAUGUGUUGGGUACGGUGGUACGGGUUGCCCUGGGUUUGUUCUUAACGUUGCGGAAAACGCUGUAAAAACUUACACACACACACACACACACACACACGCCACUUUAAGUUCUUGCGCUUGCCUUACAACCUGUACAAGUAGAGCUAAACACACACGUUGGACGUUUGGAGACCGAUGAGUCUUCUAUGUGAUCGGUAGACCGGUAGAUCACACCAGACGUGAGACCUGGACAAUUCACGUGGGAAAAUCAUCAAGAGAAGCUCACUCUCUUGACCUUGACUUAAAGUGGUACAGUUACCGACCAACCAGCUAAACGCACUAACUAAAUCAAAAACCGGGACCCAGGAGAACACACCAGCCGCAAAAAAACAGAACAAAACAACACACUAUUAAACAUUUAAUUCACGUGCAAUGUAUAAACAAGGAAAAGGAUAUAAUUUUAAUGUUUAGUCUAGCGAUAAUAACGGUAACCGGCAGAAGAGAAAGCAGGCAGGCAAGCAAACAGGCAAGCAGCAAUGUCCGGAAGGCCAGCAAAAGCGUUCCGAUGCGCUGCUAGUGGAGUAUUAUUGAAACUAUUAUAUUAAUAAUAAUUAUUAUUAUUGCUACUACUAUUUGUGCGUUAAGCAACAUCCUGACGUCCGCGGGUGUGCUGUCAACCCGGCGCCGGGUAACGUUUAGGAAACAGCUGAUCUUGGUGGUGUUAUUUUAUAGCUAAGUGGCGCGGCAAACUGUAUGUAAAGAGCACCGGGAAAAACUUGAUUUGUAUGUUAUUAUUUGUACCGUUGGUGUCCUGUAGGUUCUGGGGGCUAAGGGAACCCACUGCCCACUGCCACCCUUAACCUACCCCAAACACGACGCGUUUGGGCAUACCAACACACCCCCUUAGUGUUUACUACUUUUUUUGAGAUUCAUCUCUAAGAGAUUGCGUGCUGCGUUUGAGAGAAGCAGAUAGCGGGGAAAAAAAACAACGCGGCAGCGAAAGGAAGAAAUUUAGCUAUUAGGCGUAGUGAAAUAAUGUAGGAAAUCAAUCGUUUAAAGCAAAUGUAAACACACACACACGUACACACACAGACAAACUAAAACAGCAACACAUAGAUGGACGUAGAGACUCACGAUGCAACUCAAUAAAGUAUAGAUUCUGUAGUAACAAGACGA
This is a messenger RNA of Anopheles stephensi (Asian malaria mosquito), 3266 nucleotides long. RefSeq names its product homeotic protein caudal (gene cad). Gene Ontology annotation, molecular function: RNA polymerase II transcription regulatory region sequence-specific DNA binding; DNA-binding transcription factor activity, RNA polymerase II-specific. Gene Ontology annotation, cellular component: nucleus. The coding region runs from base 739 to 1950 and encodes 403 amino acids. The transcript is spliced from 4 exons. The record is from RefSeq and is a predicted model, not a curated record. Gene Ontology annotation, biological process: animal organ morphogenesis; regulation of transcription by RNA polymerase II; embryo development. NCBI's taxonomy places the organism in Eukaryota, Metazoa, Arthropoda, Insecta, Diptera, Culicidae.